Cryphonectria parasitica EP155 is the source of this 1020-nucleotide messenger RNA. RefSeq lists its product as uncharacterized. The annotation marks the transcript as partial. The transcript has 4 exons. NCBI's taxonomy places the organism in Eukaryota, Fungi, Ascomycota, Sordariomycetes, Diaporthales, Cryphonectriaceae. The record is from RefSeq and is a predicted model, not a curated record.
AUCUACAAUGUUUGGCGCAGCCGUGACAACCGCAAGGGCAGACACGCUCUCGCCCUGACGCCCUCGGCCGACGCCAGGGGUGUUCUCGCCGGUGAGGGCACUAAGUUCACAAACACAUGGUCUGCAACGAUGGCUGGGAUCGGGCGGAUGGCUUUGCGGUAUCCGGUGUGGGAUGUUUCGUAUGAUGUCGCUACUAUCUUCACUCUUGGAUCAAUCGUCUGGGUCAUCAACGGCUUUUUCGUCCUCCUCCCUACCACCUUCGCAGGGGAGUCCACCUGGGGCGGCGGCAUCUCCGCCGUCGUGGGCGCCACCAUCUUCGAAGUCGGGAGCAUCCUCCUCAUGCUUGAGGCCGUCAACGAGAACCGCUCCGAGUGCUUCGGCUGGGCCCUCGAGCACAGCGCCGAGGACCUCAAGCUGACCCUGACGCGCGACAAGGACGGGUGUCGGCAUCAUCAUGCGCAGAAAACCCGGUGGUUGGGAAAUGGGAGCGGGAACGACGGUGGUGGUGGUGAUGAUAGCCAGGCUGAUGGGGACGCGGCACCCGACCAGGGGAGGAGGAUGUGGACCUGGUGGCCGUCGUGGUACGAGCUGCGGACGCACUACUUCCGCGAUAUUGGUUUUCUCGCCUGCCUGUCGCAGAUGAUUGGGGCCACCGUCUUCUGGAUCUCGGGAUUCACGGGCCUUCCUCAAAUUCUGGACGUGCUCUCCCUGCCUGCUACGAAUGGGAUCUACUGGUUACCUCAGGUAGUCGGCGGCACGGGUUUCAUCGUCUCCAGCUGGCUAUUCAUGCUCGAGACGCAAAAGAAGUGGUACAUCCCCGCCCCCAAUGUCCUAGGCUGGCACAUUGGCUUCUGGAACCUCAUUGGCGCCAUAGGCUUCACCCUCUGUGGUGCCUUCGGCUUCGCGUCCAGCAAUGAGGCUUGUGAGCUGGCUGGCAUCUGGUCCACGUUUAUCGGCUCGUGGGCAUUUUUGAUUGGCUCCGUUGUCCAGUGGUACGAGUCCCUGGACAAAUACCCCAUC